AAGCCACUGAUCGAUUGCAGCUUGCUGCCCGUUCACAAGAGCGCAGCUAUGGAAGGAGUGUCCGCCUACGUCUCCUCCACGAGAGCUGUUGCCUCCUUUUUUGCCCCCAUACAGCCAGCCUCUUGUUGGCAGAAUGUUAAACGAGUUUUAGAGCCUUCCUCAUUGCGCAUCCUUGGGCAGCGUUGCGCACUGGACGGUCACCGUGCGUUCAAGGGGAGUGAAAAAGGACGCUUACGAGAGCACCAUGGUUUGCACGAUCGGAAGGAGAGAAAGCAACGCAGAAGAAGGACAGCGUCACACGUUGCGAAGGCCAGCGGGGAAGAGAACAGUGAGAACAUUAAAGAAGGCAAGGACAGAACGUCAUCUUCAGGCGGCCAAACCGGGAGUGUCUCAACAAGAAACACCGACCAAGAGUUUAAUGACAGGAUAAGAGCGAUACAGAGCUCGGAUGCCAAUCGAUCUGGAGCCAUGAACGUCGCUGGGGACGAUGCUGGUGGAAAGACGUCUGCAGAAGGGGAAAAGAAUCCGUGGGUGAAGAUCAUUGCCGGUGCAGCGGCCGUAGCUCUCGUGGGGCAGAUUGCUGUGAGCAACCUGAUACCACAAAAUAGCGGGUUGGGUGGACUGCCAAGCGAGAGCGCCCAAGAGCAGGCAGCGAGCGAAGAGACGAAACAGCUACAGAGACAAGCAGCAGCCUUUGAGGCGAUGCUUCAACGCACGCCCUCCGAUGUUGAAGCUCUCGAGGGUGCAGGCGUCCUCUACGCCAGUCUUGGCGACUACAACAAGGCCGCGGAGUAUCUGGAGAAACUAGUCAAGGCCCGGCCCAGCUACGUGGAAGCCCUCCGGUUACUGGCCGAGGUCAAGUUCGAGGCGCGCGACUUCUCCAGAGCUGCGUACAUGUACAGGCGGGCAAUCAAGGCGAGCCCGGAGGAGUCGCUGGGUCUGCUUAAAGGUUUGGCGGACACGCUCAUCAGCGACAAUCGGUCGAACGAGGCCGUAGAUGAGAUCCUGAAAGCGCGGAAGCGCCUGAAAACGGCGGAGGCUGCGCAAAGAGCGGGGGCUCCGGCGGAAGGACUGGCGGAAGAGCGGAACGCUGCGGACGGAAGUCGAGAGCCGGGCGAAACGGACGCGGAGACUGCUAGCAGUGGUGAUGAGGUCCCGAUUGACUUGCUUUUAGCUCAGGCGUACCAGUAUUGGGACAAGCCGAAUAACGCUCUAGCAGUAUACGACGGGCUGAUGGCCGAGUACCCAGACGACUUCCGAGCUUAUCUGGCGAAGGGCAUCCUGCUGAAACAGCAGAACCGGGAGGCUGAGGCGGAGCAGGUAUUAGAAAAGGCAAGGUUGUUGGUGCCGAAUGCCGCCAAGCAAUUGGUGGACGGGCUCACCGGCGAGUCAAGAUAAGUCGGCCUGGCCCCUUGACACAUUGUUAUUUUGAACAUGUCACGAUUGGGUUGAAACAAGUGUCUCAGUUCGCCGAACGUAGAGGGGGCGAUCAUUCUUAGGUGCCUAAUGAAAAAAACCAGCCAUCUGUUACAAUGGAAGGUUCUUCAAGAAAUUUAUCAACUUGGGUUGUUGACUACCGGCUCAACUAGCCGGGCGUAAUUAGGGAAAUUGAGGGAAUGACUCUCGCAUGAUGCUGGGCAUCUUUGCUUUCAAUGUUAUUGGACCCGCCCCCAGACAUGUAGAUGGUCGAACGAACGCACCUGAUGCUGCCGUAUUGCGCUAGCUCGCGGGCCUCUUCGCAAACAUUCACAGUGUACAAGUUGCCUGCA
Klebsormidium nitens is the source of this 1769-nucleotide messenger RNA. The record is from the annotation of a GenBank genome assembly. Lineage: Eukaryota; Viridiplantae; Streptophyta; Klebsormidiophyceae; Klebsormidiales; Klebsormidiaceae.